This is a messenger RNA of Hyaloscypha bicolor E, 447 nucleotides long. RefSeq lists its product as uncharacterized. The coding region runs from base 104 to 400 and encodes 98 amino acids. The record is from RefSeq and is a predicted model, not a curated record. Lineage: Eukaryota; Fungi; Ascomycota; Leotiomycetes; Helotiales; Hyaloscyphaceae. The transcript has a single exon.
CUUGCAUCCCAUUUCUCGUACAACCUCAGAUCCGGUAGGCUCGAAGAAAUUUGGUUGAAUCCAGGCGCCAUGCCUGCAACUCUGCGCUUGUCCCUCGACACUAAUGCGGACUUUCUUUCCCACAGUCUCUUUCGCCACUUAUACUGCCUCCGAGAGUUAUCCGAGUAAUCUUCAGAGAUGGGCGAAUCAUCAGAGUCAUCGCUCGAGUAUUCCGAGCCAGAACUUGUUCUCCCUUGAACCGCGUAUGAUCUCUCGGAGAACGCUAUUUCUGGGACACUGUCUCCGCCUGACCAAUCUGGAGGUGGUGGAGGUUGGGGUAGGUACUUGUGCCCAAGCCUGUCAGCCGGGUGUGCUCGAUGAGCUUGAAUAUUGGCCCCCCAAGCUGGGUUGUAUCGCGUGAAAUGGUCGGGAGGAUCGCAAGAUCAGGCGUUCCCUCUGCAAUAGGUA